AUGUAUGAGAAGGAAAUUGUCGAAGUAUUUGUGCGGGUUCAAGAUCCCGAAUAUUAUGACAGAAUCAUGUUGCUCGUUGGAGCAAAGUUUGCUGAAAUAGUCAAGGUAGGUGGGACUAUCGAUGAUGGAUUGAGAACCGAAAAGAUCGCCCGUGUUGCUGCCUCGACCGGAUCCUUGGGUUUGUUGAAGAAGAAAAUAGAAGAUGUGUCUUUUAUCUCUUAUGAAGUUUACCAAACUCCACCUCAUCACUACCGGAAUGUCACCCCCAACUAUGCUAACGUUCAAGCAAAUUACCAAACUCCUCCCCGAAUGUACCAAACCCCAACUCCACUUUACCAAAAUACCCCCUCGAAUUAUCAAGCUCCACAACCAAACUACCAAACCAACUCAUAUCCCAGAUAUCAAAUCCCCCGUCCAAACACUCUAAAUUAUCGUCAAAUGCCUCCUCCUCAACAAGGCAAUUACGAUCACUCCCGUCCUAGAUUUGAGAAGAAGCCUGCUAGAAAUUUCACACCGCUCAUUGAAAGUCGAACAAAGUUGUUCAAGCGAUUAACUGCGGCAGGAUAUAUUCAUCCUGUAGGGCCUAAACCGAUUGACACUAGCUCAAAGUUUUACAGACCUGACCAGAGGUGCGUAUAUCACUCCAACAGUGUUGGACAUGAUACCGAGGACUGUAUUAACCUGAAACAUAAGAUUCAAGACCUGAUUGACCAGAACGUGUGCGUGACAAAGACAAUAGUUCCGAUUGUUCCUGAUGAACUAGAAAGGGUUGUAGCCUCGUUGAGCAUUAGAGAGAAGAAAAACUUUAUGAUUCUGACACCUGAGAAGGCUGUUGCCUUGGUGCCACGAGAAAUUCUUACCCGACCAAAGUUUGUGAUUGAAACGGCUGCUACCCAGGGUAUGACCAGAUCAGGCAGGUGCUACACACCGAAAGAGUUGGCUCAAGGAAGGCAGAAAAAGGACCAAACAAAAAGGUUGAUCAGUGAAGCCGAGGCCAAGGAGUUCUGGAGAAAAAUGCAGCCGAAAGAUUAUUCAAUUGUGAAGCAUUUGGAGAAGACGCUAGCUCAGAUUUCUGUAUGGGCUUUGUUGAUGAGUUCACAACUACAUAGGCAAGCGUUGAUGAAGGCUCUGGAUGAUACUUAUGUGCCCGUGGGUACAAACAGUGACAAUCUAGCAGCCAUGAUAAACCAGGUCAUUCGAGGACACCGAAUCAGUUUUUGUGACGAAGAGCUUCCAUUUGAAGGCAGGAUGCACAACAAAGCUCUGCAUGUCACCAUCAAAUGCCGAGACAAAAUUAUAAAUCAUGUCUUGGUCGACGAUGGGUCCGGUCUCAACAUCUGCCCGCUUUCGACUCUCAAGCAGCUGAAAUUCGACUUGGGAAAGGUUCAACAAAACUAG
Solanum stenotomum is the source of this 1398-nucleotide messenger RNA. RefSeq lists its product as uncharacterized. The transcript has 3 exons. The coding region runs from base 1 to 1398 and encodes 465 amino acids. Lineage: Eukaryota; Viridiplantae; Streptophyta; Magnoliopsida; Solanales; Solanaceae. The record is from RefSeq and is a predicted model, not a curated record.